AUGGCUUUUACUGGCAAAUAUGAAUGUGAGACUCAGGAAAACUAUGAUGAAUUCUUAAAACUCAUUGGUAUUUCUGAUGAACUCAUUGAAAAGGGAAGGAAUGUUAAAGUAGUUACCGAGGUCAUUCAAAAUGGCAAUGAAUUUGUAUGGACACAGAUCUAUCCAGAGAAAACUUUGACAAACAAGUUUGUCAUUGGUCAGGAGUCAGAAAUGCAGACAAUCACUGGCAAACAGUUCAAGGCAACAGUUAAAAUGGAAGGUGGCAAACUUGUGGUGGACUUCCCAAAUUAUCAUCAUACUGUUGAAAUCUCAGGAGGCAAGCUAGUUGAAGUGAGUAAAGAUUUUGAAUGUCAUGUCUAA
Protopterus annectens (West African lungfish) is the source of this 360-nucleotide messenger RNA. RefSeq names its product gastrotropin-like. The transcript is spliced from 3 exons. NCBI's taxonomy places the organism in Eukaryota, Metazoa, Chordata, Ceratodontiformes, Protopteridae. Gene Ontology annotation, cellular component: cytosol; nucleus. The record is from RefSeq and is a predicted model, not a curated record. The coding region runs from base 1 to 360 and encodes 119 amino acids. Gene Ontology annotation, biological process: fatty acid transport. Gene Ontology annotation, molecular function: fatty acid binding.